UCCUCUUUUGCUCCUCCGCGAUUCUCGUUGUUCUUGUUGUAAUUUUUUUUUUUAAGAAAAUUCUCUAUUCUGCUUGAUUUCUUAAAAUCGACUUGGAAUUUUUUAAUUUUCAACAAUUAUUCCCUCCAAAAAAAUCUCAAUUAGGGUUUUCUUUUCUUUUCUUUGGGAUACAGAAACUACAAAAGAAAAUUCGACUGGUUCCUUACAGAGAAUAAUUGUUGACGAUUAAAAGCUUCCAUCUCGAUUUUGUGGACUUCGGAACUGAGUGACGAAAUCGACUUGCUUGCACGAAUUCAGGUCAAAAAUAAUGAGAUCAAGGAGGAGGGGAAAAAACAAAUUUAUUCCACCGAUGUCAGUUGCCAAGUUAUUAAGAUCAAGAUCGAACAAGGAAAAACAAGCAACACAUGGAACAAUAGAAGUGGAAACAAUUAAAGCAACCCUAUCAACUUUACAAGAAGACCGUCAACGACAAAGGGUGUUAAAGGAUAGGCAAAACAAUAGUCUCCAUGGAGAGCAUGAGGAGAGGCAACUUGUUGAGAACAAUGAUAAUGCUUUAGAAGAUCAAGAAGGCGGUAACAAUAUAGACGAGACAAGAAACUAUGAUUUAGAAGUUCAAGAAAAUAAUAUCAAUUCAAACAUGUUGAGAAACCAUGAUGAGGAGACACUUGCUGACAAGGAGGGGGAAGAGAAUAAUUCUGCUAUAUAUACAUGUAUUACAUCGAACAAGAAAAAGAAGAAAACAUACAAGACCGUCACUCAUAGAGGUCCUACAAGAAAUCUUCAAAUGGCAAAAAUGAGACCCGGUGAGAAGAAAAAAGUGGAUUUCAACAUAAAAGGCCAACCUAGUGGUGUGAAUAGAGCUUGUCUUGCAAGUUAUUGUGGCUCCCUUGUUAGAGAUCCUCUUAAUGCCCCACUUCAAAAGUUGAAAGUAUUUUCAGAAAUUCCAGAAGAGAAUAAGGAGAAGAUGUGGGAUCUUGUUCUGGAAAAAUUUGAUAUUGGACUUGAGGAUGAUCAAGAUGAAGGGGAACGUGAAAAAAGGAAAAAGUACAUCAUGGGGUCUUUGAAUAAAAAUACAGGAAUUAUCGUGCAAGACUAAAAGCUGAUUAUCAUGAUAUUGAGAGCACUGACGAGGAGAGGCUUAAAGAAGAAAACAAGCCACCAAAUGUUGAUAAAGAUGACUUGCAAUGGCUUGUUGAGUACUUUGGAUCAGACGAGUUUAAGGGUAAGAGUACAAGAUAUACCGAAAAUCGAUCUUACCAAGAUGCCGGAUACACUUUAGCUGUUGCUGUAAACUGUUGCUGCUGCUGCUGCUGUUGCUGUUGCUGUAAACUGCUGCUGCUGCUGUUGCUGUUGCUGCUGCUGUUGCUGUAAACUGCUGCUGCUGUUGCUGUAAACUGCUGCUGCUGUUGCUGUAAACUGCUGCUGUUGCUGUAAACUGCUGCUGUAACUGAUGUAUGCUGCUGCUGUAGCUGCUGUAAGCUGCUGUAACUGCUGUAUGGUGCUGCUGUAGCUGCUGUAUGCUGCUGUCUUGCUGCUGUUUUUCCGUUUUGUUAGACUUGGUUUGACUUUUCAGUGACUUUUUUUAUGCACCAACCUAGGGAAUAUUUAAAUCGUCAGGAGUGAUAGAAAUAUCCGAAUAUACCAAUCAGACAUCUUCUAAGACAUGUUAUUUUUGUGGUUUUUGUUUGUUUUGGGCUUGCUCGUUGUUGCAAGCUCUAAGAUGUUUUUUUGUUUGAGAUUGGACAACAAUUGGUUCUCUUAUUGUUAAUAAUAUUAUUGGAGUUGAUAAAUAUUCGAUUCUUAUGAAAUUUGGUGGUUACUUUUGCUA
This is a messenger RNA of Spinacia oleracea (spinach), 1828 nucleotides long. RefSeq lists its product as uncharacterized. The record is from RefSeq and is a predicted model, not a curated record. The transcript is spliced from 7 exons. Lineage: Eukaryota; Viridiplantae; Streptophyta; Magnoliopsida; Caryophyllales; Amaranthaceae. Bases 308 to 1096 code for a protein of 262 amino acids.